AUCGUGCUAUCUACUAUCCUUUAUCGUUAGUCAAAACAGUUCAAAGAUUCAUAUUGAGCUAUCAUAUUGAUAUAUGUAUGAGUGAAUAAGAAUUGUUAUUAAAAAAUGUAUUCACAUUAAUACAUAUCAUUUUUCUUUUAUAUAUCAUCGACGCAUGUCGAUGAUUGGACGAUUAAACGAGUUUGACGACUUGUCCAAUCGUUGUAGACCUUUAGCAAGAAGAGUUCUUUUUUGUACGUAAUAAAUUCGUAAUUGAAUAAUACACAUUGUUUUAUGUAAUGAUCUCAAGUUAUAUAAGGAUGCUACAGGUCCUCAGUUCGAAAUCUGGUUCGCGACGUAAGAGAAUUAUUGCUAUAUGCGAGUGUAAAAAAAAAAAUAUAUAUGCAAUUGUUUAUCGACAUUUUAUAUUAUUAAAAAUAAAUAUUGAAAACGUCGUGUUGUGAAAUAUUUGGUGAAAGAAGUGAAAAUUGUGGAUCGAAAACAUCAACGCGAUAUGAAUGAUAACAUUUUUCGAAGAUUAAGGAAGAAGGAGUUUGCCGUGGACAUCAAUUCGAAGUUCCACGUAUGUACAACGUAAAUACUGCAGCAACGGGAAAUAAAAAGAACGACCGAUUUCCGGAGGGCAUAUCGUUGACAUUAUGAACUUUUGCUGUAACCAGAUAAGGAAUAUCAGAGAAAGAGUAUAUAAUUCUUUUGCCGCAUCAUACCAACUUCUACGACUUUUAAUACCAGCAAACGUUGAUGUUGUGGGAUCCGUCCCAAUUCAAAAUCAAAAACAAGAAGAGGAUAUCUCAUUUCUUUUUUGCUUCGAAUAAACUCAUAAGCCAUGAGAACUUGUAAAAAUUAUAUCCAUACUUGAUACUAUAUUUAAAGGAUAAUCGAAAACUAGAGAGAGAGAGAGAGAGAGAGAGAGAGAGACAAAGAGAAAAAAAAAUAUAUAUAUAUAUAGAGAGAGAGAGAGAAAGAGAGAGAGAAAAGUACUUACUAAAAAUAGAAAAGAGAAAUAGAAAAGAAUGCACGCAAUUUUUCGUUAAAAGGUUCUCCUCACGUAAUUUGUCAACUUCCUUUUUUUUCCAACCAUAUCCGAUCGGUUGAAUCUUGGUAGUUUGUAGAGUUAAAGGAAGAGAAUAGAGAGAGAGAGAGAGAGAGAGAGAGAGAGAGAGAGAGAGAGAGAGAGAGAAAAAGAGUAGACAUGGCUAGUUGGCUAUCAUCGAACGGCGACGAACCUAUAGAUAGUAAUUACGUGCAAAACGUUUUGAACUACAUUAACGACUUGAAGGAGUCCUUCUCUGAGGAAGAAUUCAAGUGCUUCGCACGAAAGCAUCAAGACCUAGAAGCUCGGUCAGAAGAACGACACCAACAUCUAGUCAUCAAUGGUGGAAUUGAGGAAGGAGGAGCUACGGAGGGUCGUGAGGGUUGCGAAGUUAGUUGGGAUUCUUUACUCUGUUGGCCAUAUACGUCACCGGGAACUCUCGCCAUAUUACCUUGCUUCGAAGAACUCAAUGGCAUACGCUACGACAAUACUCAAAAUGCAAGUCGAUGGUGUUGGCCAAAUGGUACAUGGGAUAGUUAUUCGAACUAUUCUUCGUGCCAUGAUGUUCGACCGUUAACCAUUGAAGCUGAUGUAGAAAUUACAACAAAAAUAUAUUUCAUUGGCUAUAGCUUGUCUCUUUGUACUCUAGCAAUAGCUGUCUCCAUAUUUUUAUAUUUUAAGGAACUGAGAUGUCUAAGAAACAAUAUACAUAUAAAUUUAAUGUUCACGUACAUUCUGGCCGAUCUUAUGUGGAUACUAACUACUGCAAUGCAGGUCUCCAUGCAAACAGACAUACCAACUUGCGUCAUAUUUUUCUCUCUUCUCCAUUAUUUUCAAUUGACCAAUUUCUUCUGGAUGUUUGUCGAAGGAUUGUAUCUCUAUUUGUUAGUUGUAAGGACUUUUACGGGAGAUAAUAUUCAACUAAGAAUGUGUCUUGUAAUAGGUUGGGGUUUUCCAAUUCUCAUCAUAGCCAUUUGGGGCCUCGCCAAAUCUUUUGUCACUCAAGGAAAUCAGAAUAUUGCACUUUGGAAGCAUUGUCCAUGGAUGACAUCACAUCCUUACGAUUGGAUUUAUCAAGCAUCUGUCAUUAUAGUUCUUGCCGUGAAUGUGAUUUUCUUAUUCUUGAUCAUGUGGGUACUGAUCACUAAAUUAUGGUCUGCAAACAAUGCAGAAACGCAACAGUAUAGGAAAGCUAGCAAAGCAUUAUUGGUGCUGAUACCGCUUCUUGGAGUAACAUACGUUCUGGUUCUCGCAGGGCCAACGGAGGGUCAAGCAGCUAAUGCAUUUUCUUACACCCGUGCUGUGUUACUCUCUUCUCAGGGAUUGCUGGUGACGCUAUUCUAUUGCUUUCUCAAUACCGAGGUCCAGAAUACGCUGAGACAUCACUUUGCAAGAUGGACGACAUCGCGAGAUCUUGGCAAUAGUCGAAGGUAUUACAAGAAUUGGUCUCCGCGCUCAAGAACAGAAAGCAUAAGGCUAUACGGCCAACCUUCAAAUCCAUAUCGUAAAAGGGAAUCUACGGUAAGUGAAACGACGACCACAACGGUGAUAGGUCCGAAUUCAACAACAACGUUUCUGGACAAAUCUAAGAAAGCCAUUUCAGAAGACUCAAAUGAAUAAAGUUUUACACGAAGCGAAUGUCAAUAUGAAGAGAAACUGGAUAUACGCGGCAAUAACUCUGGCAAAUAUUAAGGUAAUACGCGGAGAGUAAAUCUACCAAAUACACCUGCAAAUGCUACCAUAGAUAAAAUUACGUCAUAAAUAUGUAAUUGUAUUACAGAAUAUUAUAUAAUUAUUAACUAUUUUAUGAACAAAGUAUUCCUAAUCCGAAAAGAAAAAAGAAAAUUUAUUGAAAAUUGUAUAACGAGGAGCUUAAAAAUCUGUACCUGACCUUUCAAAAUUUUACCAAAGUGUAUAUUUUAUUCAUAAGCAUCUGUUUUAUCAGAUCUUUUAUUAUAGUAUUACAAGAUCACUGGAGCACAAUUAUACUUGACGUUACGUGAAAAUAACGAUCUCGGUAAGUUUAAUUACAAAUUAUUUAGUGAUAAGAAGUAUUGACUGUACUCACGACUGUAAGAAUAGAAUUUAUUUUCUGGAAACUAUAAACUUUGUGAUUGAUUUCAUAAAAUAGACGUAAAUAUAAAUUAUGACUUAAAAUUUAAUUGUAUUAAAAGUAUGUAGAUUCAUAUCUGUAAACAUUUUAAAUCUUUCAAACUAACAUUAGCUUUUAUCCGUUCUCCGUAUGGUAUAUCUUGAUGUUAUAUCUUUUUUUAGCAUCGAUUUAAAACUUGUAUUCUUUUAUCGGUAUAUUGUGGAUUUGAUGGUUUAUGAUUUAUUGAUUUCGCUAAGCUUAUAAUCAUUCAAAAUUUUUGAAAGCUUCUCGUAACUCCAUUUUUUUCUUCAGAGGUUCAUUUCAUGCAACGUCGUCUUUAAACAUUUAACAAAAUGCAAUUUUAACUUGUGAAUUGAAUAGAUAUUUU
Messenger RNA from Vespa mandarinia (Asian giant hornet), 3513 nucleotides. RefSeq names its product Diuretic hormone 44 receptor 1 (gene Dh44-R1). Gene Ontology annotation, molecular function: peptide hormone binding; G protein-coupled peptide receptor activity; diuretic hormone receptor activity. Lineage: Eukaryota; Metazoa; Arthropoda; Insecta; Hymenoptera; Vespidae. Gene Ontology annotation, biological process: cell surface receptor signaling pathway; adenylate cyclase-modulating G protein-coupled receptor signaling pathway. Gene Ontology annotation, cellular component: plasma membrane. The record is from RefSeq and is a predicted model, not a curated record.